UAAGUGACAGAUCAAGAAUGAUGUUAGGUUUUAUAGAGACUAGCAUCUGUGAGUUUUUUCUCCGUUGUUGUUGUAUGUUUUUGAUCUUUUUCUUUUUCGUUUGUGUAGGAGAUACCAUUGCAAUUUUAAGGGCAGAGUUGAAAAGUCAAAGGAAACAUGUCAAAAAUUUAAAAAAGAAAUCCCUCUGGUCCAAGAUAUUAGAAGAGGUAACAGAGAAGCUUGUGGACAUUGUGCAUUUCCUUCAUUUGGAAAUCCAUGCUGCAUUUGGCUGUGCUGAUGGAGAGAAAUCUAUGAAAAACAACAACCAGAGGUUGGGAUCUGCUGGUCUUGCAUUGCAUUAUGCGAAUAUCAUCACUCAGAUUGAUACACUUGUAGCAUCUCAUGCUUGUUUUUAAAAAAUCAACUAUCAUCUUCAGUAGUCUUGCUCCAAGUAUUUUUCCCUUACUUCCAUCUAACCCACUUUUGGUCUCUAUUAGUAGUGUGAUGUUGUGGAGUAUGGGACGAAAUUUCUUUUCUUUCUCCAGUAAGCUAAAACACCUUUUUGGUGAUCAUAUCAACAAUCCUCAUCCUUUAUGUUUGUGUGCUCUCAUUUAAUCAUCAUCUUUGAUCCCAAAUUAUAUGCUCUAAAUUGUUCUUCAAAGACUCCCCCAAAAUAUGUGGAACUCAUCAAUUCGCUAUUGAAUUUGUGAAUUUCAAA
Molecule: messenger RNA, 697 nt
Organism: Solanum verrucosum
Lineage: Eukaryota; Viridiplantae; Streptophyta; Magnoliopsida; Solanales; Solanaceae
Product: protein PSK SIMULATOR 1-like
Exons: 3
Coding region: 18-395 (125 amino acids)
Biological process (GO): positive regulation of growth
Source: RefSeq, a predicted model, not a curated record